Zootoca vivipara (common lizard) is the source of this 3248-nucleotide messenger RNA. It is a transcript of the gene CLHC1, whose product is annotated as clathrin heavy chain linker domain containing 1. The record is from RefSeq and is a predicted model, not a curated record. NCBI's taxonomy places the organism in Eukaryota, Metazoa, Chordata, Lepidosauria, Squamata, Lacertidae.
UUUGACAAGUGUUUUGGUCGAAAGAAACAGCUGAGAAUUCUCAACUUCUGUCUGCAGUAGAAACUUAACUGCUCCUCCAUCAUGAAAGCUGCCAGUGUCAACACAAGAAAGUGUUCAGUAUUGCCUCCUAUCAUCCCCGAGGCGGAGAAGGAAUUUCUGGAGAGCCUCCAGAGUUACAUCCUUUCAGAAAUCGAGAAAGUGGGCUGUACUCAGCAAGGAUUGGCUGAGGAGUAUUACAUAAUAUACAGAAAUGUGUUUGAAAUGAUAAUAGAGCAUGCUAAUGCGUACAAGAAUAUCCUGACUACAAUCAAGCAGGAAUAUGAUGCCUUCAUAGAAGCAAUAAAGAAGGGCCAACAGAAUGCCAUCUAUCUUCGUGGGAAAUUAAAGAUUUUAGCCUGCGAGUCUACAACUCUCAUGUAUUAUAAGAACAGAAUUAGUCAGCUGACAGAAAAGUUAAAAAAAAUUGAGAACAAUUCCGAAAGAAUCACAAACUUGAUACAGAAAGUAAGAGCGUUAAGGGAGACAUUCUCUGCAAAAGAAUCUCCAAUCCUGAGCAAGACAGUCAACCCUGCUAAAGUCAUUCCAGGCAUCAGCAUGAAAGAUUCUCUUGAUAUCAAUGCCCUUUCCGUCCACCUAGCUCACCUCCAAAAGAGGGUGAGGGACCUGAAAGAAGACAUGUUGACAAAGUACAUUCCCCUGGAGAACACUGUAGACAUUGAAGAGGACCUCAAUCGUGCCCUUCGCCAGCGAAAUGUGGCUGAAAAACAGAAUGAGCAGCUGAAGUUUUGUUUUUAUAGACUAUCACAGUUUGUCAACGUUGUGACUAUCUGGGAGAGUUCAGACAGGAGUUUAGAAACCUUGCACCAGCUCAUCUUUCAAAUGAUAGAAAAUGCAAAACUUUCAAAAGAUACACUUGCCACCAGCAUUUCCAGUGUAUUUGAACGUGACCCCAGCAAAAGCAAAGAGGCUGAAGACCUGAUUGAAUACAUUGAAAGGUUCAAUGAACUAUUUUCCCGUGGUCAGUAUGAGGCUGCUGCAAUAUAUGCAGCAAAUUCUCCAAGAGGAAUACUCCACAAUGAAGAAACCAUGGAGAAAUUUAGGGGUGUUGGCCCAAUCAAAGGGAAGGUUCUCCCUCUGCUCAUGUACUGCGAAGCUCUAAUAAGCACAUGCAUAGCUACUAAGCAGCCACUUCCAGCAAAUUUGGUAGCAGAAUCCAUCCAGUGUGCCUUGGAUGAGAAACGGUUAGACCUGGUGAUGCACUGGGUCACCCUGCACAGACUGGCAUUCUGUGAGGAAGCCGGCGAUGCGAUCUUCAAUUAUGCACAGGUAGAUAAGCGCAAUGAGUCCCAGUGCUACGCUUUGGCUCAGAUUGUCUACCUUGAAUGUGGAGUGCACAAAAAAGCCGCCCUGUGCUUGUGCAAACAGGGACAGAUCUAUGGAGCCAUGGAUUACCUUCAGGACUGCAAACGCUUUCCCAGAGAGGACUAUAUCUUCCUACUGCAACAUUGCCCUAAUGUAGAACUCAUGCGCUGCCUAACUCAAGAGUGGAAUGGGCAGCCACCCUUCUUGUCCCUCGGGGAAACAGUCCUGACACUCAUUGACACAGAGCAGAGAGUCAUUUGUCUACGAUUGUUGGAAGAGAUUUCCAAGGAAGGCAGCGACGUGCUGGAAAAAAUGAUUGUAAAGGAUAAAGAAUGUAAUGUGGAUGGUUGGAAGGAAAUAGCUGAAAUAUGCCAGAAUAUCAGGAGAGAAAAGCUAUCCAAGUUUCUCAUCACGAUCCUGGCUGCCCAGGAAGGAGUGGUUGAAAUACCUGAUGGUGCAGAGGAUGCCAAGUUAAUGGAACACGUUUUCUGGUAAUUUCCCUGAAAAACACAUGGGGGAGCUCUUUGCCUCCAGAGUCACUUCAACUGGGUGAAGACUCAACAAAACCUGACUUGUGAAUGUCCUUUCUUCUUAGAAACAAUAAGAUAUUAAACACUUGUGUGCCUGUCCUUAUUGGGAGAGCUGUUUGUCAUGGCACAAUAUGACUGUAUCAUUUGAAGUCUGUAUUAGAUUUGGUUUUGGAUACCGUCAUCCUUGUUUCACAUAAGACUUGUUCCAGAAGGGUAGAUGUGCUAAGUCUGUUAUAGCAAAAAGCCUGGGGCAGGUUUAAAGACUCUGUUCCUAGCAGUUCAUGGUCAUGGAGUUUCGUGUUCAUACUAAAAUUAUUUUAAUUUCAUUUCUCCUCUAAUUUCAUUUUUGUCCAACUUUUUCUUCUUCUGAAAUAGUUUCUGUCCACAUGACUUGGUCCAUUUUUUCAAAUUGAAAAAUUCCAUAUUUGCACAAUUGCACCAAUGCCACUGGAUCCAAUGGUUGAAAUGCUCCCUCCCUCUCACUUACAUGCACACAAUACCUACCCCAAAAGACUUACUCGGGGCCUUCCCACAUGCCAUACUGGGCUAACAUUUGGUUUUGGUUUUUUUUCUCCAACAUCUCUACUCCCAGGUAGUUGGGAUUGCAGACUUAAUUUAUCAGAGAAGCUAGUUGUAAGAAAAUGUAGCCAGGAUCAUUCAUUUGUGAAGGGGUUGUUGUUGUUAAAAAAAAAGCAGACUUCAGCCAAGUAAAGUUAAUAUCUGACUUUUGGGAUAUAGUUGUCACUAACAAAAAGCAUGGCAGUUAUUCCCAAAGGCUUAAUUUUUGCUUUGGGACUCAUAUAUUUUCUGUAUGUUUUAAAUUAUGGCCAUAAUUUUUUUGUGACAAUUUUUUUGUUUUAUCCUUUUCCGUAAACCACUUCGGGUUUUUUUUCUACAAUUAAGCAGUAUAUAAAUUUUAGGAAAUAAACAAAAUAAAUAUACUAACUAGUAUAGGUUUUUAGGCCAGGGACAUUUCCUGCUAGGGGUUGAAUUUAGGACCUUCUGCAUUCAACGCAGGUCUAUCACUGAGCUAUGGCCCCUCCCAGCACCCCUAAACUAUAGCAGCUGAGAGGGAAAAGACCCUUUAUGUUUUUGCAGUUACAGCUGCUUCCUCUUUCGCAAAUGCACACAUGCUAUUUCCAGGAUGCAACUGCAUUUUCGAGUCUUCAAAUAACUAUAAGAUAGGGCAUGACAUCAGCUGUGCACAUUGAUUUUAUAUCCAUUUUUCUGCUGGGAUCGCCAAGUCCUUGCCCUUUGCAUAGUCAGGAGAGAUAAUGGAUAUGGGGGAGCAUUUUUUCCUUUCCUUUUUUACAAUAUGAAAAAAAUGAUAAGCAAAUCUUUACUAGAGUUACUAAC